AUGCGGUGUGAGUGUCAGGAAGACCACCGACAGUUCUGUCUGCGGGUGUGGCCGUUCAGAAAGAUGCACGACUUGUGGUAUGGUGGUGGGGGUGACGAGGCCGAUGACAAAAACACGGAGGUCGACUCCUACGACGAGAACUGUACCUCCCAGUGUGAUGUCGUGGAGCCCAGUCUGGGACAGAUGCUGAUGCAGCAGGCGGGCCUGAACCGCAGCGUCCAUUCCUCGAUCUCGGAGGACAGACACGACCUUGAGGCGGCGCUCAGCGGGACGUUCUGCCACGACUACUCCAUCCAGGAGACGCUGGGCCAGGGGACCUUCGGCUUUGUCCGCAGAGCAAAAUGUCUGGCAACCGGCGGAAACGUGGUGGUGAAGUUUGUGAGGACUAAGAAAGUUCCGGAGAGCGGCUGGUGCCACAUUGUUGGGAGACCGGAGCCCGUGCCACUGGAGGUGGAGAUUUUGUCGAGGGUCGUGGGGAGGUCAAAGUUCAUUAUAGAGCUGCAGGACUUCCAUGUGAGCAAAGGGUUCGUGUCCCUCGUCAUGGAAGAUUUUGGCUCCAUGGACCUCUUUGACUUUGUCGACCGCGUACAGAGCAUGGAGGAACCCCUGGCCAGGCACAUUUUUGCCCAGAUCCUACAAGGAGUAGAGUUUCUGUCCGAAAACUCCAUCUUACACCGGGACAUCAAAGACGAAAAUGUCGUCAUCAACCGCAGCUUCGCCUGUAAGCUCAUCGAUUUCGGCUCGGCGGCCUACAUGUUACCCGAGGGGGAGCUCUUCGACGAGUUUCGCGGCACAAAGGAAUACUGCAGCCCUGAAGUCUGGGCGGGGAACAGGUACUCGGGCCCGCCCCAGGAGAUGUGGGCGCUCGGGGUGACUCUGUUCACCCUCCUGAACACCGUGAACCCGUUCCCCGUGGAGGAUCCUCCCUACCAGCUCACACUCGACGAUCUGCCAGAGACGCAGCCUGCCGCCUUGAACGAUCUCCUGCUCGGCCUCCUGGAAUGUGAGCCCACGCAGAGACUGACCUUGGAGGGAGCGGCCAACAACCCAUGGGUGGCUGAUCCCAUUGACGCAAGUGGUUUUCAGUGGAAAGAGCUGAUUGGUUAGUUUGCUGGGUUUUGCGGGCGUGCCGAGGAGUCCCGUAAAGUCAGAUCCCACCGAUUUUUUAUUUUUAAAUUAUUUUUUAAAACUUUAAAAAAAAUUAAUUUUUUAUUGCCUGUCCAAGAAUUUUGAUUGGAUUUACAUAAAAUCCUAUUUUUCUCUUGAAUUUUAUUUCCAGUUUUCGUACGCAACUUAUUGUAAAUGACAGUGGAAAUACCAAGGUUUGUUUGCUGCAGUGUUUGCCUGACUUUAUCGUAGAUGAUGUGAAGGUACAUAUUUUUAUUUCAGUGGGGUUUUUUGGUGUCAACUAUCCUUGUGUAUUCGCUACUUAUAUUUCGUAACAUUGUGUUAAUCCAUUUGGGUUCUGAAAACUGAUUAUUUUCCCUAAAACUCUGAUUGUUAGGGAGGAUUUCGCUCGCGGGAAAACCCAGAUUUUUGGUCAUCUGCAUUGUACCGUCUGUCAACUGGGUGAAAAAUGGAAUCAAGUGCCUUGAUUAAGAUUUCAAAAAAUCUUGGUAGGUAGCUGCGAGCCAUUUUGUAAAUUAAAUCUGUUGCCCCCAAGCAGACGUGGGAAUGUAACUAGUCAGUUCACUGGAAGGUGUAGUCAUAC
Messenger RNA from Aplysia californica (California sea hare), 1711 nucleotides. Its product is annotated as PAS domain-containing serine/threonine-protein kinase. NCBI's taxonomy places the organism in Eukaryota, Metazoa, Mollusca, Gastropoda, Aplysiida, Aplysiidae. Bases 1 to 1107 code for a protein of 368 amino acids. Gene Ontology annotation, molecular function: protein serine/threonine kinase activity; ATP binding. The record is from RefSeq and is a predicted model, not a curated record. Gene Ontology annotation, cellular component: nucleus; cytoplasm; cytosol. Gene Ontology annotation, biological process: intracellular signal transduction; protein phosphorylation; negative regulation of glycogen biosynthetic process. The transcript is spliced from 8 exons.